GGUCAUGCUGCGGGCGCUGCUCCUCCACGCUGCCUGCGUCUCCCUGCUCGGCCCCCCCGGCCAGGGCACGGCGCACCCCGGCAGGAAGAACCCGCCCGGCUUUGCCGUCGAGAGGCGCCGCCUGGGGCCCCACGUCUGCUUCUCCGCCUUCGGCAGCGGAUGUUGUCCCGGGUGGAUGCUGUCCCCGGGCAGCGGGCAGUGCACCCUGCCCCUUUGCCCCUUCGGCUGCGGCCGUGGGCUCUGCAUCGCCCCCAACCUGUGCUCCUGCCCCGAUGGAGAGCAGGGCAUCACCUGCCCAGAGCCCCCGGGGACGUGCGGGGAGUACGGCUGCGACCUGGCCUGUAACCAGGGCGGCUGCCAGGAGGUGGCCCGCGUCUGCCCCCUCGGCUUCGCCAUGGUGGAGACCUCCAACGGGAUCCGCUGCACCGACAUCGAUGAGUGCCUGAGCGCGGCUUGCGAGGGGCGCUGCGUGAACACCGAGGGCGGCUUCGUCUGCGAGUGCGGCCCCGGGAUGCAGCUCGCUGCCGACCGCCACCGCUGCCGGGACACAGACGAGUGCUUGGCCACCCCGUGCCAGCACCGCUGCAAGAACAGCAUCGGCAGCUACCGCUGCUCCUGCCGGCCCGGCUACCACCUCCAUGGGAACAGGCACUCCUGCGUGGAUGUCAACGAGUGCCGGAGGCCCGGGGAGGGCCGGGCGUGCCAGCAUUCCUGCCAUAACACCCCGGGCAGCUUCCAAUGCUCCUGCCGGCCCGGGUACCGCCUCAGCGGGGACAGGGUGUCCUGUGAAGGUUACCCCAAAUCCAUCCUGGCUCCAUCGCCCAUCCUGCAAUCCCUGCAGCAUCCUCCCACCCUGGUCCUGCUCCCUCCUCCCGGCUCCGGAGCAUCCCUAUUGGUGCCCAGGGGCUCCCCUUCAUCCCAGCUCCCCGCUGCGGCUCCCGGGACCCAAUUCCCUCCUUCCUCUCCGGCGUUCCCGGCCACGGAGCCAUCCCAACACGGAGCUCCUGGAUCCUCCACCCCAUCAGCCCCGCGCUGCUGGGACCGGGGCAUCCCGCGGGAUCCCGGUGCCCGCUGGAUGGAGCCGGGAUGCCGGAGCUGCUCCUGCCUGGGGGGACAAGUGCUCUGUGAGGCCGUGACCUGCCCCACGGUGUCCUGCUCCCAUCCAUUGCCUGCUCCGAGCGGGAGCUGCUGCCCCACUUGUGCAGGCUGCCUGCACGAAGGGGUGGCCCGGGCUGAGGGCGACGUCUUCUCCUUGUCCGAUGGGAAUUGCACCGUCUGUGUCUGCCUGGCUGGGAACAUCUCCUGCAUCUCCCCCGAGUGCCCCCCCGGCUCCUGCCCCAGCUCCUCCUCAUCCGACUGCUGCUCCUGCCAGCCCGCCAAGUGCAGCUUUCGAGGUCGGACGUACGCGCACGGUGCCCGCUUCAGCCUGGAUGGGGAUGAGUGCACGACCUGCGUCUGCAGGGCUGGCGAGGUCGAGUGCUCCUUUGCCCCCUGCCCUGCCCUGGAUUGUCCCCAGCACCAGCAGCAGCUGAGCCCCGGGCAGUGCUGCUUCAGCUGCAGGGAACCCCCGGCCCCCACCGGCUGCUUCCUGGAUGACAACGGCGUGGAGCUCCCCGUCGGACAGAUCUGGUCUCCGGGCGAUCCCUGUGAGUUAUGCAUCUGCCAGGUGAAUGAGAACCUGCUCUGCUCCACUCCUCCCCUGGGAACGCCGGGCUCCUCAUGGCCACGAUCCCUGGCACUCCCCAUGGAGGGGAGGGGGGGGGUGUUGAUCCCCAUGGAUUUGGGCAGCCUGAGGUCUCGGUCAAGUGCUUCUCCCCUGCAGGCUGAUGGCUCCGUGAGCUGCAAGAGGACAGACUGCGUGGAGACGUGUCCCUAUCCCAUCCGCAUCCCUGGGCAGUGCUGCCCCGACUGCUCCGCAGGCUGCACCUACAUGGGGAGGAUCUUCUACAACAACGAGACCUUCCCCUCCGUGCUGGACCCGUGCCUCAGCUGCAUCUGCCUGCUGGGAUCAGUGGCCUGCUCCCCCAUGGACUGUGCCAUCUUCUGCACGUACCCCUUCCACCCCGAGGGCGAGUGCUGCCCCGUCUGUAACGACUGCAACUACCAAGGUCGGAAGGUGGGGAAUGGCCAAACCUUCACCCCCGAGGGCCAGCCCUGCACCCGCUGUACCUGCCAGCUCGGGGAGGUGAGCUGCGAGCAGAGGCUGUGCCCCCGGUCCUGCGCGGAGCUCGCUGCGCCCUGCCAGGCUCAAGCCACAGACGUCCGGCUCCCGCUGCAGAGCAGUGACCUGGCCCCAUCCCCAUCCCCAUCCUCAUCUUCCUCAUCCUCAUCCCCAUCCCCAAGCCAUGAGGACACCCCCACUGCAACCCCAACGCCCCCCCAACCAUCCCGCCCCCCCCGGCCUCGCCUGGCCCAGCUCCUGCUCCCCAACACAGCCCCCCCUGGCCCCUCUUUGGGGGGUGCAGGGGCUGGGGAGCCCCCCGAGGCCGCACUGAGCCCCUCUGGGCACCCAUCUCUGCCCCCCAACGCCCCCUCUGAGGCCGGAGCACCCCCGGCUCCCACAGGCAGCCCCAGAGCUCAGGAACCCCCCAGGGACACGGAGCCCUCUGCUGUGACCCCGGCCAGAGGGGAGAGCCCCGGGGCCAUGGCCCCAUAGGGACCAAGUGGCACUUGGUAAGGAUGGAGAGGAGGAGGAGGAAGAGGAAGAGGAGGAGAAGGGGUCUGCAGGACCAGCAGGUCUGGCCCACCAGGCCCCUGGGGUGAUGGGUGGCUGGGGAGGGGGUGCCAAGUAGAUGGGGUGGGCAAUAGCAUCCCGGAUCCCAUGGGUGCAUCCCAGGCCCCAUAGAUGAAUCCUAGCUCUAUGGGUGCAUCCUGGCUCCAGUGGGUACAUCCCAUCUGCCAUGGGUGCAUCCCAGGCCCCAUAGAUGAAUCCUAGCUCUAUGGGUGCAUCCUGGCUCCAGUGGGUACAUCCCAUGUCCCAUGGGUGCAUCCCACCUCCCAUGGGUGCAUCCCAGCUCCCAUAAGUGCAUCCCAGCUCUAUGAGUGCAUCCCAGCUCCAAGGGUGUACCCCAGCUCUCGCAGGUACAUCCUGGCUCCCAUGGGUACAUCCCAUGUCCCAUGGGUGCAUCCCACCUCCCAUGGGUGCAUCCCCCCUCCCAUGGGUGCAUCCCCCCUCCCAUGGGUGCAUCCCCCUUCCCAUGGGUGCAUCCCCCCUCCCAUGGGUGCAUCCCACCUCCCAUGGGUGCAUAGGCACUGCUUCUCUCUCAGGCAGAGGCUGCGUGGUCCUCAUCCACCCUGAGGUGCUGGGGUCCCCCAGGAGCACCCCCUCCAUCUCCCUGGAGCAUCCUUAAGGACCCCCAGCCCCAUAGGCUGGAUCCUCCCAGCAGGAUGGCGCAGGGAAGCCCUGGAGCAUCCCUGGGGACCCCCAGCCCCAAACCAGCCCCCCAAGUGCCCCAUGCACCCCUGGGGUGCUGCUGCCCCAGCUCCUGGCCUGGGGACAGGGGACCUGCCCUCCCUGCCACCAAUAAAGUCACCCUGAUAUUUA
Pezoporus flaviventris is the source of this 3544-nucleotide messenger RNA. RefSeq names its product von Willebrand factor C and EGF domains (gene VWCE). Gene Ontology annotation, molecular function: calcium ion binding; protein binding. Gene Ontology annotation, biological process: cellular response to virus. Gene Ontology annotation, cellular component: cytoplasm. The coding region runs from base 5 to 2656 and encodes 883 amino acids. The record is from RefSeq and is a predicted model, not a curated record. Lineage: Eukaryota; Metazoa; Chordata; Aves; Psittaciformes; Psittacidae. The transcript is spliced from 19 exons.